This is a messenger RNA of Lepidothrix coronata (blue-crowned manakin), 4367 nucleotides long. Its product is annotated as unconventional myosin-XVB-like. The annotation marks the transcript as partial. Gene Ontology annotation, molecular function: protein binding. The transcript is spliced from 33 exons. Gene Ontology annotation, cellular component: cytoskeleton. NCBI's taxonomy places the organism in Eukaryota, Metazoa, Chordata, Aves, Passeriformes, Pipridae. The record is from RefSeq and is a predicted model, not a curated record.
AUCCAAGCAUUAGAGAUGACCUGAGGACCCCCGUAGGCCUGGAUCACUAUGUGGAUGAUCUCUUCACCCCUGUGCUGCAUCAGGGCUCCAGACUAUCAGAUUUGGAGAACAGGGACAGUCUCACUGGACGCAUGAAAGGAGGUGGGAAGAUUGGACCCACAAGGAGAGGAGUCUUUCCUUCUACAGGCUUCCCUGGAAUGGCUCAAGCACCAGUUUACCAGCCCAUGCCUUCCAUGAUGGGGAUGCCAGCAGCCAUGCCCAUGAUGCAGGGGGCUGGUGGGAUCACACCUAUGCCAGCCAUGGUUAUGCCCCAGCCCAUGGUUCCAGCUGUGGAUCCCAACCAGUUGGCAGCACAGCAGCAAGCCUUUAUCCAACAGCAAGCCAUGCUCAUGGCCCAGCAGAUGACCCUUCAGGCCAUGAGUAUUUCCCAGCAACAGCAGCAGCAGCUGCAAAAGUCUCUUGAGAAUUCAAGGCCGAGAGUUUCAAGUCCACCACAAGCCCAAGCCCCAGCCACUGCCCCAAAACCCAAGAAGCCUCCCACAAGCCAGGAUGCUGCAACACCACCAGAGUCUUCAGAACCACCAGCUAAGGGUUAUGACUACACGGGAGAUGAGUUCUCCAGCAGUGGAGAUGAUGACUCUCCUCGGGAAACCUUCCAGCAGAAAAGACAAUAUUUUCAGAAGAUGGGAGAGCAACACAUCCGAGUGAAGAAAGUCAGGCCUCCUACCAAAACCUGGACUCCACCAGCAAAUCCCCAGCCAGAGCAGGAGGAGGAGAUAAAACAGGAACAGCAGAGGAAAGAAGUGAAGCCUGUCCCCAAACCAGAGGCAGCUCCUGCUUCCCCUGUGCCAUCUCCUGAGCCAAAGCCAAUAAAGCAGACACCAAAAGUGAAGAAGGAGCCACCUGUAGUGAAGUCUUCAGGCCCGGAGUCACGUCCUGCACCGAGCCGCGAGAUUGGCAACAUCAUCAAAAUGUACCAGAGCCGACCAGCCCCUGAGCCCCAGCCCAUCGAGCCCGUAAGGAGAGUAAACAAGCCGUUUGUAAGGAGGAACGACCCCAAAAAUGAGGCUCUGGCCAAGCUGGGAAUGAUGAACUCCUCAUCUUGCCCACCACCAUCUCCUGUGCCACAAGAGAAGAAAGUACCUCCACCUGUCAAGCCCAAGCCAGGCUCAGCUUCCAGCUCUAUCAAGGAGAAGCAGUUGCCUCUCCUGUCCGUCUUCAGGCCAGAUUCUACCCCACCAGCGUCUGAGGGCCCUCCUGCUCCCCCUCCUCUCCCACCACUGCCUUCACCUCUAAAGCCUGAGGACCAAGGCAGGCAGGAAUCCACAGAGAGGGACUCUGCUGUAACAGUAGCAGAUGAUGAUGGUAUCAAGACCCAGCUGUACAAGCUCACCACCAGCGUCAGCUUCUCCUAUGCAGACCCUGCCUGGAAAAUCUUCCUGCGCAAAGAGGUGUUUUACCCCAAAGAAAAUUUCAGCCACCCUUAUUGCCUGAACUUGCUGUGUGAACAGAUCAUCUGUGACACUUUCUCCAACUCCUGCUUUCGGAUCUCCAAGGAGGAGAAGCGCAAGAUGAAAGACCUGCUGACGGAGUUCCGGGUUGGAAAUGAUGUCCAGUCCAUCAAGGAGGAUGGAAUAAAGAAGAGGAUUGUACUGGCUGCUCGGGAUAACUGGGCCAACUAUUUCUCCCGCCUCUUCCCAGUUCAUGGUGAAGAGGGAAGUGAUGUGCAGGUCCUGGGUGUUUCUCACCGGGGCAUUCGGCUGCUGAAGGUGCAGAAAGCAGCUGGGUAUAAUCCUGAGCACCUCAAGAUCCUUCGCAGCUACUGCUUUGCAGAUGUGCUGUCAGUGGAGCUGAAGGGCAGCAGUGCCCUGGAGUUCUCUCUGAAGACAGAGCAGCUCCUCCUGCACUCUCUGAAGGCUCCGUGCAUCAAGGCCAUGGUGGAACUCUUCAUGCAGGAGCUGAGGCAGGACACCAACUACGUCGUUGCUCUGCGCAGCUACGUUGUGGACGACAAGAGCCUCCUCAGCUUCAGGAAGGGCGACCUCAUUGAGCUGCUGCCCAUGCAAGGCAUGGAGCCAGGCUGGCAGUUUGGCUGCACUGGUGGCCGCUGUGGUCUCUUCCCCACUGACCUGGUGCAGUUGGCUGCAGCCCCUGAUUACCUCAGCACCAACAUGGACAGACAUGCAGAGCUAUGGAAGAGAAGGAAAUCUUCCCCAGAGAGCAGAAACACCAGCAGGGAGAGUUCUGUUCCCAGCCUGACAUCAGAACCCGACAGCACCAUGUUAGUCCCUGCUGGUGAUCGUUAUACCAUGAUUGACUUUGCCACAGCCUAUUUCCGGGAGGCUCAGUCCAUGCAGGGACUGCAGGGGAUGUCUGCUGAAAAGAAGAGUAUAGCUGGCCUGGUCCGGCACACCAAGGUCCCAAUCCAGGAUUCUUUGCUCUGGUACUCUGACAGUGAGCUGAAUGAACUGGCUACAAAGAACUUCCAGACGCUGAUGCGGCUCAUGGGAGAUCAGCCCAAGCACAAGAACCAGACUAAGGCUGAAUGCAUCUAUGAAAUCCUUAAGCUAUGCAAGGAGAAGGAGCAUUUGCACGAUGAGGUCUACUGCCAGGUCAUCAAACAGGUCACCCACAACCCUAACCAGGAGAGUGUGCUGCGUGGCUGGCUGGUCCUGAAUCUGCUAACUGGAUACUUCCUUCCUACUAAAACCCUGAUGCCCUAUGCCACCAAGUUCCUGCAGCUGGCCAGCAGUGAUCCAUCCAGCACCCACCACGAUAUAGCCAAGAUCUGCCAGAGCAACCUGCGGAAGAACUUCAUGUACGGGGGCCGCCGAAACCUUCCUUUCCCUGUGGAGAUGGAGGCACUGCUGAAGGGGCACGGUGCCCGCCGGCUGGUGAUACUGAUGCCUGGAGGCAUGGAAUACCUCACCAGGAUCAGGACAUUCACGGUGGCCAAGGAGCUCUUGCAGGAGAUCUGUGAGCAGAUGGGAGUAGGUGAACAGGAAGAGAUAGAGGACUUUUUUCUUUUUGCUACCAGGACUGACAACAAAAAUCUUGGUAAAAUAGUGAAGCCAAUAAAACCAGAGGAGUAUCUCCACGAUUACCUGCUGGAGGACAAGAUGGUCACCGUGACUUUGCGCAGGCUCACCUGGAGGACACCUCUGCACUUCGAGAACCAAAUCUAUACAGACGUCCACUAUGGACAGGUGCUGUGGGAUUACCUGAAUGGGAGGAUCCUGCUGACCCAGAGUAAAGAAACAGAGAUGCAAGUGGGCCUUUUGGCAAUGCUCCAGCACUGGGCCAAACCAGAGCAGCAGAACUCUGCUCCCUCUGGGGAGGAGCUGAAGAAAUACACACCAAAGACCCUGCAGUACUCCAUCAGUUCCAUGGCUCUGGAGAACCAGGUUGCCACAUUGCUGAGGACAGGGCAGCCCCUCCAGCCAUUGGAUGCAAAAAUCCAGUUCAUAGAACAUGUGAUGAAACUGCCUUUCUUUGGCUACACCAUGUUCAUCGUGGAGAGAGUCAGCGAUGAGACGAUCCCUGCGCCCUGUUUCUUUGGUGUGAACAAAGAGGAGAUCAUUGUGGUGAAUGGCAUCACCAAGGCCGUGUCCCGGGUCAUUCCCCUGAAGGAGGUGCAGAAGAUGCGCACCCUGAAGCCCAUGUCCAAAGAUGGACUUCCCGGCUUGGAGCUGAACUACGGAUCACCUGCCAUCCCCAAGACCAUGUGGAUUGAACUGAAACAGGCUAAAGAACUGUACCACACGCUUGUUGUCAUCCUGGACAAAACAGAGCUCCACUCCUAGAGCCUGAAAGGAGGAGAAUGACUAAGGAAAACAGCUGUGUUUCUCUUCCUUUGUACUUGAUCAGUGCUCCCUGACCUGCCUUCUGCAGAGAACACUUCCAAAAGACAGCCAUGACCUGAGACAGCUGCUUUCUAGGGCUGCCACCACAGUGUUUGUUGAUGGACUGUACCACAAUCUCACCCCUGGUGACCUGCCAUUCAGUACCCAAGUACUUCCCUGAAGCAAUCCAUGCUGUGGAUAAACAAACCACAAGGCCCUCUCCACACCACAGUUCCAACAAAGAGCAGCUGAACCAAUGCAAGCACUUGCCUCCAAGCAAUGCAGCGUGGAAGUCCUCUUUUUUUUUUUGAAUUAAUUAACAUUAGCAAAGCCUGGUGCUUGCUAGAGGUUUGUGUAUCCCAAUGCCCAGCUGAGGCUAUGCAAUGCCUGCACUGGCUGCUGGUGUUUUCCAGAGGCCAGUUUUGUCUCUGCAUUGAUAGGCAUAAGGCCCUGGAACAGGAUUGGUGAAGCAGGAGUUUACAGAAAGCACCUUAAUUGAAAAGCAGAUCAGUGUUAAUAAUACAA